AAAAUAAUGUAUUAAAUAAAACAGUUUGUUGGGUUUUUAUGGCGUGUUCUGGUCGUAAAAAAGGAUUUAAAUGUUGUAGUGAUGUGACGAAAUGAAAUAAUUAUUGAUUUGUGAUUGUUAUAGUGUUAUUUUUAAUUGGUUGCAAUAUUUAGUUUAAAGGUCUUCUGAUGUCGAGCUACGGAAGCAUGUCUCCAUCUGAUGAAGGUUUCGAUCGAUACGAGCCUCCGUUCUACUGUCAGCCUAAUCAACAAGGUAGUCCCAUGGAUGGCGCGGUAUACUGGCCGGCUUCGAACGGGGAGACCCACGAGUUUGAUUCCCCGGAGAUGUACCAGGAGACACAUUACAUUGGAAGAAGUUAUGGAUAUGAAGACAUGCAGAUGAUGAACGAGCCGUAUGAUGCGUAUCAUCACCCCAUGCAUCAUAGUUAUCCACAAAAUAAUGCAGGUCUAGAUUGCGAUAUGCAACCACUCCCCCUCCGCUAUGACCGACCAGCGCCGCCCUCCUUCGUGAGGGUCGUGAAGCGGAGGACCACCGCCAACAAGAAGGAGAGAAGACGUACCCAGAGCAUCAACACGGCCUUCUCUGACCUGAGAGAUUGCAUACCCAACGUGCCGCCAGAUACCAAGUUAUCCAAGAUGGCGAGAAAGAGAUCGCAGAGCAUCAAUACUGCGUUCUCCAGCCUCAGGCAGCGAAUACCGAAUGUCCUGCCAGAUACUAAGAUGACAAAGAUCAAAACACUUCGGCUGGCAACCUCGUAUAUAUCAUACCUCCUGAAGGUGUUAGAGACUGAUGGAGAACCAGCAGGAGGAUUCAGAGCUGAGCUGCAUCACACUCCACCCAGAAGACGGACUGCAGACUCCAACAAUCAGGCACAGAAUGCAGCGGCAGAGAAGAAGAGUAAAGGCCGAACCGGAUGGCCGCAACACGUUUGGGCUCUAGAAUUGAAGACAGAACAAAACAUACAGACUUAAUUUAAAUAUCUUGUGUAUAUAAAUAUUG
Achroia grisella is the source of this 999-nucleotide messenger RNA. RefSeq names its product neurogenin-1 (gene Hand). NCBI's taxonomy places the organism in Eukaryota, Metazoa, Arthropoda, Insecta, Lepidoptera, Pyralidae. The record is from RefSeq and is a predicted model, not a curated record. The transcript is spliced from 8 exons. Gene Ontology annotation, molecular function: RNA polymerase II transcription regulatory region sequence-specific DNA binding; DNA-binding transcription factor activity, RNA polymerase II-specific; protein dimerization activity. Gene Ontology annotation, biological process: regulation of transcription by RNA polymerase II; developmental process. The coding region runs from base 168 to 971 and encodes 267 amino acids.